AUGUCCACCCUUGUUCGCGACGACAAACUCCUUUUGUACAAGCCUCCUGAGUCGAACCAGUACUUCCGCUUCCGUUGUUGCAUAUGCUCGCUGAACCACAUCUCCAUCGCCGGUUGUCCAACGUACGCUUGCAAUCCAGAUCCCGUCGCCAUCCGAUGGCUCCAGGAUCACCAGUCUGUUGCUGAAGAUCGGGUAGAGUUGUGUGGCCCGACUUUCAAUGUCGGUAAUAAGCUGGUCGUAAUCAGAAAAGCCGUUGCGGCUAGGGUGUUGAAGAAUACCAUAACCGCUCACUUGGAAUGCCUAUUCUCCAGGAAGCAGGUCGGCGAGAGGGAAGAAUUGACGAAUUUGAUUAAUGGCGGCUCAUAUGGCGGGUUUCAUACAAUGGCCGUCGCUUGCAUGAUUUUCCUUUGUCUUUACGAGGAUGCGCUGCAUCUCUGGGCAAGAAGCAGCGAUCCGGUGCUGGAACGUACUGCCAACCAGUGA
Molecule: messenger RNA, 483 nt
Organism: Didymella exigua CBS 183.55
Lineage: Eukaryota; Fungi; Ascomycota; Dothideomycetes; Pleosporales; Didymellaceae
Exons: 3
Coding region: 1-483 (160 amino acids)
Source: RefSeq, a predicted model, not a curated record